Eurytemora carolleeae is the source of this 1000-nucleotide messenger RNA. Its product is annotated as guanine nucleotide exchange factor for Rab-3A. Lineage: Eukaryota; Metazoa; Arthropoda; Copepoda; Calanoida; Temoridae. Gene Ontology annotation, molecular function: guanyl-nucleotide exchange factor activity. Gene Ontology annotation, biological process: exocytosis. The record is from RefSeq and is a predicted model, not a curated record. The transcript has 7 exons. Bases 172 to 891 code for a protein of 239 amino acids. Gene Ontology annotation, cellular component: Golgi to plasma membrane transport vesicle.
GAACCCCAUCUCGAAUUUAUUUUAAAUAUCCAUGAUUAGGAUGAGUUGACCGCGGCCCAGUCUGAGCUGAAACUCAAGGAAGAAGAGGUCACCAGACUAUCUAGGAUUCGUGAUGAUGUUGAGGAUGAACUAACUGAACUCACUGCCAGCCUUUUCCAGGAAGCUCACAGGAUGGUCCGAGAAGCAAAUGUCAAGGCUUUUAAAUCAGAGAAGGCAUUGGUUGAAUCUAAUAUGAAGGUUGACGGGCUACAGACUGAGGUUGCUGCUCUCAAAGCUCUUGUGAUCACUUCCACUCCAUCAAAACCAAACCGACAUCUCCAUCCUCAGCUGGACAGGAAAAGGUCGGCGGAUAGAAGAUCCGGCAGCUCCGCCCCGGGAUCUCCGGCCAAGGAACGGUUGGUGGAAGGGGCGGAGGAAGUAGAUGUUAAGGAGAAGUAUAUUGACCCUGUGCUACGGGCUGAAUACAUGCAGUGGAAGAAACUACCCAACCUGGAGCCUGGCAACCCCUUCCUUAGCAGGGUCUUCGCGGAGGACAUUGAUCCAUGCCUGGAGUUCACCAACAAGGAGCUGGGGGCCAGGGUAAAGGAGGCCGUUAUACAGAAUACACUCUGCCUAGAUCCUGUCAAGGAUGACGAGGAUUUGCCGCGUAACUGUUCUUUGUUUGAACAACCUCGAAGAUGCUCUCACAGGCUCACAUUCGGGGAUGCAGACAAACAGUCACAUUAUAUUUCACAUCUGGCCAGGAAUAGGAUUGCGGCUGUCUGUGAUUUCUUAACAUACUGUCGCUAUGUGACCCAGGGGUUAGUCAAGGCCCAUUGUAACGAGGUGUACUGGGAGAUUAUGCUGCGCAGGCGCAAUAUGGCGAUUGCGCGUCUUGGCUUUCUCAAUUAGAUCAAUCAAUCAAUCAAUCUUCCCAACGAAAAUAAAAAGAAGAUGCAUUCUGAAAGGAAAAUCUAAUCUAUGGAGAUCAAUCUCACAUGCAAAAUUUACUGAACGGUUU